Molecule: messenger RNA, 944 nt
Organism: Panicum hallii
Lineage: Eukaryota; Viridiplantae; Streptophyta; Magnoliopsida; Poales; Poaceae
Exons: 6
Coding region: 164-577 (137 amino acids)
Source: RefSeq, a predicted model, not a curated record
CACCUGACCUCCUCCACUUUCCUCCCUCUUGCGACUCUCAUCGGGGGCAACAGGAGAGGCGGCAGGGGCGCAGGGCAAGGAGGAAGGCGCCGCACCCGCCACCGACGGGUCCUUCCUCUCUUCCCCUCCGCCUGCCCCCUGCUACCUAGGCGCCCUCGCUGGGAUGGCGGACACCAACCCGGACGCCAUCAAGAGAUACACCCCGCCCGUGCACAGGAAUCGUGCAAACAAUCGGCGGAAGUCUGGAGAUAGGGCUGAUAAGGCUAAUUACUCCUACAACAAUGAUGGAGAGAAGAGCCAUGUUCCUUCAUUAAAGAACCUUCCUCCAAUUGUUCCUCACGAAACAUUCUUCAGCAAUGUUCAGAAUGACUUCAAUCAAACAAGAUUAGUGCCUUUGGAGGGAUGUUCAGCCAGUGAGGCAUCACAGCUUCUCAAUGACCGUUGGACUGUUGCAAUGAACUUGUACAAUGAUCAAACAAUUGACUCCUCUGAGAAACCAGUAAUGUAUUCUGGAUCUACUGGUUCAUCAUGGGGUCACCUGAAGCUUCCUCAUCAGGUCAUAGAUGAACUUCCUUGAAGAGUUGCGUCGUGCAGUUGACGCUCAUACAGAAAUUGCAUCGCCUGUCGACUCCUGGAACUAACGGAAGUCAACAUCCGCAUCAUUACGGGUUAUGACUAGUUUAUGGAAGGCAGUCUAUUCGUCAGUUCAAUGUAUGUGUAUCUCAGGCACUCACGCUGUGCCAAAAUGCUUUCGUCUAACCUGUAGCUAUUGGGCUUCUUCUGGAAUCAGCAUUUGUAAGAUUGUACCACUAUAUCCUGGCCCUAUGGAUGAAAAGCAGCUUGUUGCAUCAGGUAAAUGACACACCGGGUACUCACACCAUCGCAACAGCUUGGUUGUUGUAUGCUACUUGAAGAAUCUGUGGUUAUCAUCCAUUUUCUCGACA